GACUGUGAAUUGUAUUUAAGCGCGACUCAAUCGUAUAUAUACAAUAUUUCAUUCCCCAUUGAUCGAUCGUUACAACCGAGUAACUUGCAACCCGAUUUCGGUUUAAAUUUGAUACGCGAAUUUUCAGAUCUCCUGCUCUUUUGUAGUAAAAUCACUUUAAUUCAGCUGCGAUUAUAUAAAUUAUAUGAUUUAUAUUCAUUCUGCGCAAUCGAAUUGAAGAAAUGCAGAGCAGGGGAUCGAGUAACCUACUUUCCGGUAUGGUUUUCCGAUCCCGUAUCUCGACUCUCUUGCUCUCUAUGUUUGCCACCUUCGCUUCUUUGUACGUCGCUGGCAGGUUGUGGCAAGAUGCGGAAAACAGGGUGUACUUGGCUAAAGAGCUCGACAGAAUCACUGGUCAGGGGCAAUCUGCAAUAUCAGUGGAUGAUACACUAAAAAUUAUAGCAUGCAGGGAACAACAGAAGAAAUUAUCGGCCCUUGAGAUGGAAUUGGCUGCAGCAAGACAAGAGGGUUUUGUAUCAAAACAUUCACCAGAUACAAAAAAGUCUCCCAAAAAACAGCCUUUAGUUGUAAUAGGAGUACUCACGAGCUUUGGUCGCAAGAACAAUAGAGAUGCAAUACGCAAGGCAUGGAUGGCGACUGGUGCAGCUUUAUCGAAGAUGGAAGAGGAGAAGGGUAUCAUUCCACGAUUUGUCAUUGGGAGAAGUCCUAAUCGUGGGGACAGUAUGGAUCAGGCAAUUGACUGGGAAAAUAGGCAGAACGGUGACUUCAUUAUACUUGAAGACCAUGUAGAGGCUCUUGAGGAACUGCCGAAGAAAACAAAAUCUUUCUUUGCUUUUGCUGCAGAAAAGUGGGAAGCUGAUUUCUAUGCAAAAGUCAAUGACGAUGUUUAUGUUAAUAUUGAUCUCUUGGCCAAUGUACUUGCCACACAUGUGGACAAGCCUCGUGUAUAUAUUGGAUGUAUGAAAUCUGGUGAAGUUUUCUCGGAAAAGAACGAAAAAUGGUAUGAACCGGAUUGGUGGAAAUUUGGGGACGGAAAAAUGUACUUUCGCCAUGCAUCUGGUGAGAUGUUUCUCAUAUCCAAAGCAUUAGCUAAAUUUGUUUCAAUUAACAGAUCCAUUCUUCGCACUUAUGCACAUGAUGAUAUUAGCACUGGAUCUUGGUUCAUUGGUCUUGAUGUCAAACACAUUGAUGAGCGAAAGUUUUGCUGCUCAUCUUGGUCAUCAGGAGCUAUAUGUGCAGGAGUAUGAUUGGAUUUGUUUAAACUAUAUAGAUAUCUACAUAUUGGACGGCUUAAUGGACAGGGAUUUUGGACUUGUGUGAGCUUCCGCUUCAGCAAAUGGCCAGUACUAAGCAAGAGCUAGAUUUUUAUUUUUUUUUAAAAGUUUAAUUUAAGAUGACUAUAUACACCUUUCAGAAUAUAGAAUUAAAUUGAAAUGUUUUUAGAAAAGGAAAUCGAGAUGUUUUUUCAUCAUUGUUUGUUCAUCUUAAUUUUUGGAAAUAGCUUGCUGAGUACUGCCCCCAUA
Daucus carota subsp. sativus is the source of this 1523-nucleotide messenger RNA. Its product is annotated as hydroxyproline O-galactosyltransferase HPGT1. The record is from RefSeq and is a predicted model, not a curated record. The transcript is spliced from 12 exons. Lineage: Eukaryota; Viridiplantae; Streptophyta; Magnoliopsida; Apiales; Apiaceae. Gene Ontology annotation, cellular component: Golgi membrane. Gene Ontology annotation, molecular function: galactosyltransferase activity. Bases 222 to 1247 code for a protein of 341 amino acids.